GUUGGAGAUGUGUGAGCGCAGUCUCUACAGAGCGGGCUAUGUGGGCUCGCUUCUGAAUCUGCAGUCGCCAGACUCUUUCUACUUCUCCAACCUGAGGCCGAAUGGCGGCCAGUUGGCCGCGCUUCCCCCUAUCUCCUACCCGCGCGGCGCGCUGCCCUGGGCCGCCACGCCCGCCUCCUGCGCCCCCGCGCAGCCUGCGGGCGCCACUGCCUUCGGCGGCUUCUCGCAGCCCUACCUGGCUGGCUCCGGGCCUCUCGGCCUGCAGCCCCCAACAGCCAAAGACGGACCCGAAGAGCAGGCUAAGUUCUAUGCGCCCGAAGCGGCCGCUGGGCCAGAGGAGCGCGGUCGUACCCGGCCGUCCUUCGCCCCCGAGUCUAGCCUGGCUCCUGCAGUGGCUGCUCUCAAAGCGGCCAAGUAUGACUACGCUGGUGUGGGUCGUGCCACGCCGGGCUCCACGACCCUGCUCCAGGGGGCUCCCUGCGCCCCUGGCUUCAAGGACGACACCAAGGGCCCGCUCAACUUGAACAUGACAGUGCAGGCGGCGGGCGUUGCCUCUUGCCUGCGACCUUCACUGCCCGACGGCCUGCCGUGGGGGGCGGCCCCGGGGAGGGCCCGCAAGAAGCGGAAACCCUACACGAAGCAGCAGAUUGCGGAGUUGGAGAACGAAUUCCUCGUCAACGAAUUCAUCAACAGGCAGAAACGCAAGGAAUUGUCCAAUAGGCUGAACCUCAGCGACCAGCAAGUCAAAAUCUGGUUCCAGAACAGGCGUAUGAAGAAGAAGCGCGUGGUGCUUCGGGAGCAGGCGCUGGCGCUCUACUAGCCGCGCGCGUGGCCAGGGCCGGGUUGGAUCUGCCCUUUUGGACAGAGGCCUUGUUUGGGGAGGGGGAUCUGGGGCUAAGGCUAAGGCUUUUCCUUCGGUUCCUUCUCUGCUGGCCCCAGAAGCCACCAAGAGAUUUACAGACCAGGCCAGUUGGGCCUCCUUGCUUUCCUCAGUCCCUGAGAAGCCCGUGAGAAACGUGCGGAAGUACCAGUGCAACUCUGGCUGGCCUUAAGGCUUCCACGUUGGGGGACUGAGGCCAACUCUCCUUGCUCCUGGCUGGGGCAUUUGCACCCACCGCUCAUUCUUGCUCCCCGGUACCUGGAUUUUUCUGUUUCCACCCAAUUCGUUCUCCCUUUCCCCCUCUCUCCAGCCCCUUCAGCGUAUAGCAGUCGCCUAGUUAGGGCUCAGAGUGGAAGGCCUCCUGAGGGAAUGGAAAGGACUGUGGGUACAAUUAGGUCUCUGCAGCAGAAGCCCUUUGUGGCAAGGCCAGGAUCUUCACUCUGGAGAAAGGAAAGGGCACCAUCCACCCUCCACCCUCCUGUCUGCCCUGGCUGAUUUGAGAGAACAAAAGCCACACUAGAUCUUCAGACUUUGGGAGGAAAAGGGAGGGAAGGGGAGGGGCUGGGUAGUGGGGUAAACUUGGAGAUAUCUCGAAAUGAGAAAUGCGAAAUAGGCUGGCCUAUUUCCAGCUGGGUAGAAUAUGUGGAACCUUCAUUUCCUGAGAUGGGAUGAGAGAGACUGGGACUCCAGACAAGUGCCAUCUCCAGACAAGACUGGCAAACAUUGCCCUACUCCCACCUUCUCAAACAUGCCUAGGCCAGGCCUAUGAACCCUGUAACUGGAUCCCCAGAGGCUAGCUCUGGUGAAAGGAGCUGUUGGUCUGCUUUGAAGCUCUGUUGCACAGGGAGAGGGAAAAAUAUCCAGGGGAGGAGAAGGGAGUGAAUAAGAGGAGGAGGGGUGCUGCACUCCAACUGUAAAUAUGGCUUUCCAGUUGAGGUGAGUAAAGGUGUUGGUGCAUCUUUCUUUCUUCAAUUACCUUAAUGGAACCCCAUAAGGAUAGGCAAAAAUCCUUCUCAAGAGUCAAGGGGAGGGGAAGGAAGUCUCUUAGAUUCUCUGCCCCGCUAGCUGCUCUUGACAAAGCAAAGAGGACCAGAAGUUCCUCUCACCGUCUCUACCAUCUGCCAACUCUACCAGAGGCCCAGCUACUGUGCCCCUUCUGAGGCAUGUCUGGCCUGUCCCAGUGGAGACUUUAAGGCCCUGGGCCCUGCCAGGCUUGCCUCAUGGAGGCAGGGGUUCCCAAAUGCCAGGUGGAGUUGUUCUGGGUGUACUGGAGUGUCCCGCCUUAAUCUCAGUGAACCAAGCCUCCCCCUGCGAGCUCAUUCCACUAUCCCUGCCUCUUCUCCCCUCUCCUUCUGACAUGUAGCACUCCUCCUUCGCAAUUCCUAGCAUGAUGCACAACAACUCAAGGAUUCAGGAUUCCUUCCCAAAGUCCAGUGAUUUCUUUUCAGUGCAGGACCUGGCCCUAAAUCUGGAGUGGGCCCCUCACAGAGAGCCCUGAGCCUUAGCCCAACUGACUUCAGUUGAUAUUUAAACUAAUUUCAUUUUCUAGGCUAUCUAAUAGUUAUCAUGCAUGUUUUGUUUUGAUUUUGUCAAAAACAGUAGCUUGUAUAUAUCAGACACAAUAUAUACAAAUGUUUUGAGUGAAAAUAAAUAUCCAGGUCUGAGCCAA
This is a messenger RNA of Homo sapiens (human), 2549 nucleotides long. It is a transcript of the gene HOXD12, whose product is annotated as homeobox D12. Lineage: Eukaryota; Metazoa; Chordata; Mammalia; Primates; Hominidae. The record is from RefSeq and is marked reviewed. Bases 8 to 820 code for a protein of 270 amino acids. Gene Ontology annotation, biological process: regulation of DNA-templated transcription; regulation of transcription by RNA polymerase II. Gene Ontology annotation, cellular component: nucleus; transcription regulator complex. The transcript has 2 exons. Gene Ontology annotation, molecular function: DNA-binding transcription factor activity, RNA polymerase II-specific; DNA binding.